AUGGGUGAGGGUUUACUUCCAGUCGAUCAAGAUUGGCAUAAUUGUGAUUAUGAAAUUAAAGAACAAGAUCGGUAUUUACCCAUUGCAAAUGUGGCAAGAGUCAUGAAAAAAGCUUUACCGGAUCAUGCCAAACUUUCUAAAGAAUCAAAGGAAUGUAUACAAGAAUGUGUUUCCGAAUUCAUAUCAUUUAUAACUAGUCAAGCUGUUGAUAAAUGUGGGUUAGAGAAGAGGAAAACUAUCAAUGGGGAAGAUAUCUUAUGGGCCAUGUAUUCACUUGGAUUUGAGAAUUAUUCUGAGACUUUAAAGAUUUAUUUAACUAAAUAUCGACAA
Molecule: messenger RNA, 330 nt
Organism: Scheffersomyces coipomensis
Lineage: Eukaryota; Fungi; Ascomycota; Pichiomycetes; Serinales; Debaryomycetaceae
Gene: HAP3
Product: Hap3p
Exons: 2
Biological process (GO): regulation of transcription by RNA polymerase II
Cellular component (GO): CCAAT-binding factor complex
Molecular function (GO): RNA polymerase II cis-regulatory region sequence-specific DNA binding; protein heterodimerization activity; DNA-binding transcription activator activity, RNA polymerase II-specific
Source: RefSeq, a predicted model, not a curated record